Tribolium madens (black flour beetle) is the source of this 1995-nucleotide messenger RNA. RefSeq names its product neprilysin-2-like. Bases 9 to 1958 code for a protein of 649 amino acids. Gene Ontology annotation, molecular function: metalloendopeptidase activity. NCBI's taxonomy places the organism in Eukaryota, Metazoa, Arthropoda, Insecta, Coleoptera, Tenebrionidae. Gene Ontology annotation, cellular component: plasma membrane. The record is from RefSeq and is a predicted model, not a curated record. The transcript is spliced from 8 exons. Gene Ontology annotation, biological process: protein processing.
UUGCGAAAAUGGGAGGAAAUCAAUACUAUGUAAGUGAGAAGCCAAAAAAUAGAAAAAAAUGGACGCGAUUGGAAUUGAUUUUGACUUUGAUGGUCAUAAGCUUGGCAAUUUAUGUUUUUUAUUUGAGGAGUUAUAGUCAAAAUGUUGAAGAAUUGCCGAACUAUUGUGAAGAUAUUUCUUGUUAUAAAACCGUUACAGAACUUUAUGAAUUUAUCGACUCAUCCGUCGAUCCUUGUGAGGAUUUUCAUCAGUUUUCGUGUGGCAACUUUUUAGAAACAGUCCAUAAAAAAGAAAUAACAUCUCAAAUAGAGCAAGAACAAACAAGAUUAGAAAACGAAUUAAAUGCCAUGAUUGUUGGACCAAUUUUGAGUAAAAAUUCUCGACCAAUUCAGAUCCAAAAAAUGUUUUUCCAAUCUUGUCUCAAAUUGGAAGACAUUGAAGCAAAUAAAAAUGAGAAAUUUUUAUUUUUGAUCAAAGACAUCGGAGGAUGGCCUCUUCUUGAAGGCAAAAAAUGGAACGAAUCAAAUUUCGAUUGGAAAAAAAUUGUGAUAAAAUGUAGAAAGCUGGGACUUCCGUUUGAGUGGUUUUUAGAGUUUGGUAUUUAUGAAGAAGAUCGAGAUUAUCUUAAAAUUACAUAUCCGAUUCAUAUAAACCGUACACACAAUGUAGACAAAAUUAUUGUCAAUUUAGUUGGAAAAAAAGCAAAUAUAAAAGACGUAAUAGAUUUUGAGCGACGAUUACUGAAUAUCUCACGUCCUGAAACACCUGAAAUAAUUAUAAGAACAAUCUCAGAAUUGCAAAAAAUACAUCCGCCAUUGGACUGGUUAAACUUCCUCAAUAAUAUAACGGAAGAAAGUUACGAGUUUACGGAAGAAACUGAAAUUGCCUCUAAUAUAGAUGAUUACAUUUUAAGAUUGCACAUGCUAUUAACAUCGACUCCAAAGAGCACUCAGGCUAACUAUAUCGUUUGGAAAAUUCUAGAGUAUUUUGCCCCCUACAUACAGAGCGGUGUCGAUAAAAAUUUAGACAGAUUCGAGUUUUGUAAAGAAGCAACAAAAGAAAUGUUCCCUGAAUUAUCUUCCAUUGAAUACAUCCGAAAAUAUCCAACUUCUAAAAUUAGAAAUUCAGUAAAAGAAAUUGCCAUUUUGGUAAAAGAAGAAUUUAUUCAUCGAACUGAAGAUGCCACGUGGUGGAAUGAAACAGAAAAACAGAUGUAUUUGGAUUGGUUUAAAAAUUCUGGCUUGGUAAUAGGAAGCCGGAUUGAAAAUUUUGACGAUGAUUUUUUAGACGACCAAUAUCUACACUUAAAAGAUAUGAUUUUUGAGAAAAAUUCAGAUAUCAUCGAAGUCUUAACUGCAAAAUCUCGAUCAUACUUUAAUUCUAUUUUUAGCAAAAUAAAUAAAACUAGUUUUAUCCCAGAAGAAACUUUUGCAGAUUUAAUGAAAGUCGAUGUGUUUUUUGACCAAAAUAAAAACAAAAUGAUUCUGCCACCUCCUGCUCUACAUGGGUUUCAUUUGGACCACUCCGGUCCACAUUUCAUCAACUUUGCAAGUUUUGGCGUUUCGUUGGCAAAAGUGUAUGUAAACACACUUCGUAUUUUAACCCAAAAUAAAGGAAACUCGACUGACGUUGCGUUUCAAACCAGCGAUAAAUGCCUGGAAGCCGACUAUUUAAAUUUGGGUGAAAAAAAUGAUUUUCCUCCGGAGCUAAUUUCUGAUAUUUUGGGCCGCGAUAUAUCUUACAAAGCUUAUCAAAAAUGGAUCGCGACCCACGUCGACGAAUCCCAACUACCACUCUUACCCUACACACCAAACCAGUUGUUUUGGAUCAAGUCGAGUUUAAUUAACUGCCAACUAAUCGAUUCGACUUUAAACCAUAUCUCGAUCAGACAUUCGCGUCAUUUCGGCAAAGAUUUUUCAUGCGAUAAUAGCCCGAUGAAUCCUCAAGAAAAAUGUUAAAAUGCUUAGUUAAUGCUGACCUUCUAAUAAAACCUAA